Lycium barbarum (goji berry) is the source of this 2451-nucleotide messenger RNA. Its product is annotated as F-box/kelch-repeat protein At5g15710. The coding region runs from base 409 to 1725 and encodes 438 amino acids. Gene Ontology annotation, molecular function: protein binding. The transcript has a single exon. NCBI's taxonomy places the organism in Eukaryota, Viridiplantae, Streptophyta, Magnoliopsida, Solanales, Solanaceae. The record is from RefSeq and is a predicted model, not a curated record.
AGCUGUAUUUCUAUUUCUGAAAAAUUAAUGUACUACCUACUCUGGAGUUCAAAAACACCCAAAAUACGAGAGACAUGACUAACACAACUCACGGUUUUGUAUAAUCUACACAUCAAAUUCUGAUUGAGGUAACCCUUUUUUUCCCAACUCUUAUCAUUUUCGAUUUUGUUCUCAUUAUGCAUCUUGAAUUGUUCGAAUCGGAUCUGUGAAACCCAGUUGGAAAAAGAUUCGAUCCAUAGGUCCAUGUUCCUUGUUGUUAGUGUUAUAAUCAAUCAAGAUUGCACAUUUCUAAGUUCAAUUGAGAAAAAUGCAUAUCACAGUGGACAAGAAUUGAGUUUAGGGUUGAGAAAUUUGUGUUUGGCAAGUGAACUCAUUUAGGAUUGGGUUUUGUACUGGGAUUUUGAUUGAAUGGUUGAAAUAGCGGAAUCUUCGGAAUCUGGGUCGGGGUUAUUGAACUCGACUCUAGUAAAAAUUGGGUGUUUGGCUGAAGAGGAUAAUUGUCACAGGCAAGUUAGCAGCUUUGGAAGUAGUGGGUCCAGGAAUACAAGCCCAUUAGGGCGUAUAUGCUCAAGAAACACGAGCCCUUCAAGGCAGAAAGUGGUUAAGACGAAACCGAGGGGGUUGGAUGAAGAGACAGUAACCACUUUUGUUAAAGCUGUUCAACCAGAUGUUCAAAUGGAAGAUAAUAUCUGGCCGAUGCUCCCAGAAGAUUUGCUGAAUGAAAUCUUAGCUAGAGUUCCACCAUUCAUGAUAUUUCGUCUCCGAUCUGUUUGUAAAAGGUGGAAUUCAAUUUUGCAAGAUCAUAGCUUUUUGAAGUUUCACUCGCAAGUGCCAUCCCAUGGACCUUGCCUUCUCACGUUUUGGAAGAAUUCACAGACCCCUCAGUGUUCCGUAUUUAGCUUGCCACUGAAACAGUGGUUUAGAAUACCAUUCACUUUCUUACCGCAGUGGGCAUUUUGGCUAGUUGGUUCUUCAGGUGGUCUUGUUUGUUUCUCUGGAUUAGAUGGGUUGACAUUCAAAACUUUAGUUUGUAAUCCCUUGACACAGACUUGGAGGACAUUGCCUAGCAUGCAUUAUAAUCAGCAGAGGCAGUUGAUUAUGGUUGUUGAUAGAAAGGAUAGGUCGUUUAAAAUUAUUGCCACCAGUGAUAUAUAUGGUGACAAGUCUUUGCCAACGGAGGUAUAUGAAUCAAAGAUCGAUAAAUGGUCGCUUCACCAGACAAUGCCUGCUGUAAAUCUUUGCUCCUCCAAGAUGGCAUUUUGUGAUUCAAGGCUGUAUUUGGAAACUCUCUCCCCUCUUGGUUUGAUGAUGUAUCGGCUCGAUACAGGGCAGUGGGAACACAUCCCUGCUAAGUUCCCACGCUCAUUGUUGGAUGGGUACCUAGUUGCUGGCACUCAUAAACGCCUAUUUCUGGUUGGAAGGAUAGGGCUCUAUAGUACUCUUCAAAAUAUGAGGAUAUGGGAACUAGAUCACAAAAAAGUUGUCUGGGUUGAGAUAAGCAGGAUGCCUCCAAGGUACUUUCGUGCACUUUUAAGACUAUCUGCUGAAAGAUUUGAAUGCUUUGGACAGGAUAAUCUAAUAUGCUUCACAUCGUGGAACCAAGGAAAAGGUCUUCUUUAUGAUGUCGAUAAGAAGGUGUGGUCUUGGAUUGCCGGGUGUGCUCUUCAAUCAUAUAAUAGCCAAGUCUGCUUCUAUGAGCCAAGAUUUGAUGCUUCAAUAUACUAAACUAGUGCUUAGCUUAAAUUUCCAACAUACUUUUUACCAGGGGACAUUAGCUAUCUGGAUGAUUUAGCUAUCUCGGUUCCUUCAAUUCCCGUACUGCCUGCUGUUCACCGCUGAACUUUCCUUAGGAUCGAUUCUCAAGCUUAAAUUUAAUCCGUCGUAAUCUAUCUGGUAAAAGUUUCGAACUCGUGUGCUUAUUCCCCUAAUGAGCUGAAGUGAUUUGGAUAAAGGUUUCCUUCUGCACAUUAAUGGCUGAGUGUCAUUCAAGGAGGAAGAAGUUAAAAACAUUUCCUUGCUUGGACGAGGGUUCAUGCAGACCUGAGUGUCGGGAAUCUUUGUGAGAUGACCGUGAGGAUGGACAAUUCGGGAGUAUGGAUGUAAGAUAAAGUUUUGUUUCCAGCUUAUGUACAUUGAUUUUCUCUUUGUAAGUAAUUAGCACAUUCUUGUUGCGUUUCCUAACUGAAGUAACAAAAGAUGUCUCUUUAUCUUACAUCUCAGCUCUUUUUUUUUUUGAAAGGAUAUAUCUCAGCUCUUCCUUAUCUCACAACUAUCAAAAACUGCUUUAAUAUACACUUUCAUGUUGAUUUAGCUAUAGGAUUGUUAGACAUUGCAUGCUAGUUAUUAUUUUUCUUUUUUGAGAAAGGUAACAGCAUUGCAUGGUAGUUAUUCAGAUCCACUUAUCUUUUGUGCAGGAUUGAUGUUUAUAAGGGUUUGCUGCUGUCUUAAUUA